This is a messenger RNA of Varroa destructor (honeybee mite), 4001 nucleotides long. Its product is annotated as lethal(3)malignant brain tumor-like protein 4. Gene Ontology annotation, molecular function: chromatin binding; histone binding; zinc ion binding. The record is from RefSeq and is a predicted model, not a curated record. Gene Ontology annotation, cellular component: nucleus. Gene Ontology annotation, biological process: negative regulation of DNA-templated transcription. Lineage: Eukaryota; Metazoa; Arthropoda; Arachnida; Mesostigmata; Varroidae.
AGAGAAACAGUGCAAAGCUUCAACCGGCCGCCGGCAUCAACACAGCAGUAGCCCGUCUGAAUGUGUUCAUUCGUCCAACUGUUUAGUGAAUGUGUCUUGGAUAGCAGCAGUUCUGUUUGCUGUCGGGGCAAAAAAGAAGAAGUAUAAAGUGAAAAUUGCCGUUGUGACUCCAUACUUUUCACGAAGUGUUUGUUUAUUACAUUCAACGCGAGCUACGAGUACGCGCGGGUGUGCAGUAUUAAAAUGACUUUGCUUUCAGAAGAGGAAGGCCUCAUAUGGCAGUCGGGAGUCGCGACUCUUCGAGGAACGCAGAUCAAAUUUCGUCUCUCGGAUUUACAAACGUUGGAUAUUCAAACACCGUGUCCGUUCAAAGUUGGCAUGCGUUUCGAGGCUAUUGACCCACGUCAUCAGAGCACAUUUUGCGUUGCCUCAGUGGCAGAGGUGCUAGGGAGUCGAAUGCGAGUUCACCUUGAUGGCUAUCCAGACGUAUACGAUUUUUGGCUAAAUCACGAUUCAUGGGGCAUAUUUCCGUGUGGAUUCUGUGAAAGCUCAGGGAGGACUUUGAGUGUGCCCCCGUCAGAGGGAACGACCUUUUCGUGGUCAUCCUACUUACGGCGCAUCGGGGCACAAGCCGCCCCUCGAGUGUUGUUUCGACCGCAUGGUGCCGAUAACGGAGGCAAGUGUGCUGCAGGUGUUUCCAUCGGAGAUCGCCUCGAGGCAAAACAACGCAGAGCUCCAUUCCGCUGGGGAGUUGCACAAGUGAUUGAUCGACUAGCAGAACGCAUUCUUGUUCAUUUUGAUGGGACAUCUGGUGAUGAUUAUGACCAGUGGUAUAUUCUUGACUCCCCGUACAUCGGGAGCGUCGGCCAUUGCGAUCGAAACGAAGUCUCACUAAGCGUUUUGCCACCGACAUUUACAACAUGGGCACAGUACCUUCGUGAACAGCAAAGCAAGUCCAUUGUGUCCCCACAACGGCGAGAGCCCCACUCAAUUCUGCUAGGAGCAACCUUUGAAGUGGUCGACCCAUACAAUAGGCGACUCAUAAGAAGAGCGCAGGUGGUCAAGGUAAAGCCCUUCUCAGUCCAGCUGCGAUUUGAAGGUUGGACGCAAUCCUAUCAUGACUUCUGGGUUGAUGCCGACUCUGAGGAUUUACACGACCCUGGAUGGUGUGUUGCAAACGUUCACCCACUGGAACCCUCGGGACCAGCACGCCGCUCAGAAGCCUGUUCUGCAGCUCCGGGCUGCCGAGGUCUGGGCAGCGUGCAGAGUCCCGGGCAUACGACGCACAAUUCUCCUCAGUUUUGUCCAUAUGCUCGACACAAUGUCGAACGAAUUCUGCCGCGUCGGGUGGAGACUCGCAGUGUCCGUGGGUGGGGAGGUGUUCAUCUUGGACACAAAGCUGCAGCAACUGGCGAAAAUACAUUACGAAGAGCGGUUCAUGAUAGCAUAUUCGCCUGCUUGCCGCCGCCUUCAUCCUUAGAAACUGACUACAGAAGGAAAAAUAACUUACAGGGAACAGUUACAGAGGCCGAUGUCGAACAGUGGGAUGUAGCUCGAGUUGCAAAUGAGGUCAGUCGCGUUACCGGCCUUCCAUCACUAGGUAACGUUUUUCGACAAAACGCCGUCGACGGUGUAGCAUUGUUGUGCCUUCGUCGGGAAGACCUCACUGAUGUACUUCGUCUAAAGCUAGGAGUCGCGCUCAAGGUUCAUAGUCUCGUCGCUCAUCUUCAAUAACAACUCAUCUUCAACGGGUGAUAACGCCAAGCAAGUCUGUGUCGUCUAGUCAAAAAAGGCGAAACGGCGGCUAAUCUUUAGUAUAAUAAUUGUGUAAACUUAUGAGACAUAUAUGUAUGUUGAACGUUUAGUAAGACAAUCUUGGAAGAGGAAAGAAAAAUAACUGCAUUUCGCGUGUUAAGCGCCGGUUCUUAGAUCCGAUGAUAGAUAGUGUUUAUAUUGAGUUCCCUAUGUAUGAAGCGGCUUCUACUUUUUCAUAAAUAUCGUUUGUGUAUUUUAAUUUUACAUCUAAGCCGAUUAUUUUAUAUCAGCUUGUAAGGAACAGGUUGAACGAUAAGGUUGUCCAAACAGUGACAAUAUAUCGUACGAAGUGGUUCGGUGCAGGCUAGCGCUCUUCCACUUGAUUCUUAUCACUAAUGAAGUCGAUUAUCUUCUUAUUUUUCCAUCUUUCUAAGUGGUCUGGAUUAGCUAACAAUUUCUUACACACAUUAUAUACAUACGUAUAGUAAAAAAGGCAAGGCUUUAGCUAUUUUUAGUAAUACACUCUAUAAAAUACUUCUAUGUUUGGGUAUAAAGUUUGGCUAUCCGGUGAUGGUCUCAAAUCUGUUGCGUACACGCGACGUUGAAAUAUACCUGAUGGGAAUACGGUGGUAGGUUGUUAGGUACUGCGCUGUCAGAUAUUAAGUGCAUUGCUGUGUUUAUAUAUUCUUCAAAUAUUAGAAGAUGUCUCUUGCGGUUAUGGAGGUUAGUAUUGUGGAAUGUUCGUUGAGUAUUAUCGCCCGAACUUAACUCAAGUUUACACAACUUGUAAAAAAAAAGACGUAAGUUUACGGCAAUGCUUGGUGUUUAUUCAAAGAAGGUUCAGCGGUAAAGCGGUGCAGAUAGAGUAAAUUUUUAAUGACACUUGAAUAGUUUUGAACAAGAAAGAUCUGCAAUCUUUCUUAUCUUUGUACCGAUAUACCUAAAUUUGUUACAAGCACGUAAGUCAUCUAAGUGUAUUAAGCAAGCGUUUGAUAAAAUAGUGAUAGCAUCAGCAAAAGUUUAAUGAGGCAGGCUGUUCGGUCGGGCGAACCGUUUAAUUGGCUUCAUCAGUCUGGCAGUCUAGGUUGUGCUCUGACAAGAAAUGUAUCGUACAUGUAGGUUCCAUUAAAUCACCUGCUUACAUUAAGCAGAAACUACAUUACUGCGUAGAUCGAAGAUUGGUUUAAGUUACGUUGAGCCGCUUGACCGGAAUGAAAUUUUGCUCAGUAGAAAAAAAUGCUUUAACGAGGCAGCUCGUCUGCUCAGAUAGUCGUUAUCAUCUUGGCUAACACACGUUUAAUUUACGUAUCACUAAAUCACCUAUAUAUGUUAAACAUAAAGUAUAAUGAACAAUCGAUUGUCUGAAUUGAAGGGAAGGUAUUUCAUCUAAAAAGCAGUGCUAGCCCAGAACAAACAAUCCAAAUGUGGACCUUAUGCAUUUGUCAUUAAAAAACGAAGCGCUGAGUAAUGGUAGAAAUCUGUGUAAUAUAAUAGUACCCGUCAAUGGGAACUGUUUACAUGUACAGUUCGUGUAUUUAUAUAAAAAGCGGUACAGGAAGCAUGCGCUUAUGUGUACAAAUUGAAAAAUAUGAUUUAAGAAAGAAAAAUAAAUAUGAGUCAAUCAAAGGUCGUGGUGAUUUUUAUGCACGUAGGAAAACGUUUUUCUCUCUUUCAUUAAACAUUGUGCUGUUUUAAAUGGAGUCAAUGUAAAACAGGAAACAUUUGCAUGGCGAAUCUACGAUGUUUAAUAAAAGACUUUUCAGUUUGCAAGUAGCUAUGCAUUAGCGGAUUAUUCCGCAUAUUUAGUUUCUCUGUUAAAAAGGUUAUUUGAUUUUGCCUUCCAUGCAUUUGGUCGCUGAGUAUCUAGUCAGUCCAUGUUAAACUUUCUUUGUCUUUCGAGGUGGUGAUAGGAUAUCUCGUUAAAUAUGCGAUUAAUAAACUUUAUUGUUAUUCUUAAUUUUUGAGGUUUGUAGUUUCGGCCGAGAAACCGCUUACCGGGAUAAGUUUUCUAAAGUUUCUAGAAAAAGUUGAUACCUUCGGAGUCAGUUGGGUUUUUUUUGUCAUAUUUUUGGCGAACCCUUGCCAAUCCUUGUCCAACAAUAUAUUCACGGUAAAGGUUUCCGAAAAACUCUAUUUUGACGCGACUUGUAUAGUGUGUUCUUGCUGAGAUUAGUGGUUAGAUUAUGGUUUUAAAUUAUAUCCAUUUCAGGUGCAGAAACACAUAUUGAGAGGUUUUUACGUUAAUG